Molecule: messenger RNA, 1329 nt
Organism: Penicillium olsonii
Lineage: Eukaryota; Fungi; Ascomycota; Eurotiomycetes; Eurotiales; Aspergillaceae
Source: the annotation of a GenBank genome assembly
AUGUCGAGCUCCUACCCCCACCCUAAGCGCAGCGGCGAAGACUUUGCCGGCAGCCACUACGAUGCCAACCCGCAGGAAUCUUCAGAACAAAAGAAGCCACGCUUCGAUCUCCGCAACCCCUCCGCCCUCGCUGCAGAUGCUCCAGAGGACGACGCAGUUCUGGACGCCGAUGAGAUCGGCCGCCGAGGCCAGCAAAUCAGGCGCAAAGCUGUCAAUCUUGACGGCUAUGAUUCGGACAGCGAGAACGAGGGCUUCGGCGCGCGCGCGGAGGAGAAAUCUAAGCGCAAGCAAGCCAAACAAGAUGAUGAUGAUGAUGACAUGUUCGCCGAGCUGCAGGAAGAUUUUGGCGAGGAAGAAGUGGACGGCGACGAGGCUCUACACAAGAAGAAGUCCGUUCGCUUCCUACGGGACGAUGAAAUUGAGGGUCAGGUCGCUUCAUCCAAAAGUGGCGGAGGCAUCAACAUUGAUUUAGGCAAGGGUGCAAGUGCAACCAACGACGACGACGGUGAUAGUGGCAGUGAAGUUGGGGAGGAAGAGCGCGCGCGAGCCGAUGAAGUGGACCACGAGCUUGGCGCAGGCGCGAAAAAGAAACAUGCGCCUCUUCUUGAUGCCUUCAACAUGUCGGCUGAGCAGGAAGAGGGUAAAUUCGACGAAGCAGGCAAUUACGUUCGCAAAGCCAUCGACCCAGACGCGGUCCACGAUUCGUGGUUGGACGGUCUUUCCAAGAAAGACAUCAAGAAGGCCAAAGAAGCCGCCGAUCAGCGUGAAGAAGAACGGAAGGCCAAGGACCGCAUGGACGACAGUGUUCUGACAGCCGAUGUUUUGAAAACUCUCAUCACCAACCUGGAACGCGGCGAGACAAUACUCGAAGCGCUCGCUCGUUUGGGCAAGGGCCUUCGCCGAAAGCCCAAGUGGCAGAACAAGAAAAACAAGAAAAACGUCCCCGAGGAUGCCGAGAUGGUCGACGAAGACCCUAAUGAGGUAGCUCGGAAGCAGGCAAUCGAUGCUGUAACUGGAGCUGCGGACAUUUUGAUGGGACGUGGCCAAGAACAAAUCUACGACACCGAACGCGAAAUUCUUACUCGACAAUAUCGCUCCGAGACAGGCGAAGCAUGGAUUGACCCUUCUUCCGAGCAUGAGGCAACAGAGCAAGGACCUGCAAUGUGGGAGUACAGAUGGUCCGAUGCUCGAGAUGGGGGAACUGUCAACGGACCAUACGACAGCGCCAUGAUGGACUCGUGGAAGAACGCCGGUUACUUUGGUGAAGGUGUUGAAUUCCGCCGGGCUGGCGACUCUGGGCCCUGGAGCAGUACUGUCGAAUUUUUGUGA